AUGGGGUAUACUUCCACGGAACAAGCAACCCACGACAAACUCAACCUCGUACGGCUCGUACACAAGCUUGAACAGCAAACGGAGGCGGAAGCGGACCGAUGGCCAGAAUCGUUGGGGCUCGACCAAUACCACACGUGGCUCACGGUGCAGAGCACUCUGCAGAAAGUUAGGUUUGCGCGUACCUUGUUGAAGAAGGUACAAGCCGACGAAGAGCUGCAUUCAACCAGGUACUUCAUCCUUUCGCUGGCUGGCAAGCGACCGUACUCAAAGAGGCGCAGGUCUUCUAACAUACGCUAUGAGAAAUUGGGUGCUACUUUGGACUAUGUGGAGGAAAGGGUGAAAGAUGCCGAAAAGCGCGUGCCCCGUCCGACCGUCAAGCCUAAACCCCUGCUGCCGUCGUUACCUCUCCCUGAAGCUCCUUUGGAACCCGUGCAGCCGAGCACUUCUGUCAUCACCGAGGCUUCUCCAGCCAUAGCACUCAUACCCGGGGAAGGCGCACCACUAGCGAAUGUUGCCGAAGGGCUGCUCAUAUCUCCGGACGAAGCCUCUGAAUCCACGCUUUCGCCCAUAACCCCACUCUCCAACCCCAUCGCAUUGACGCCAUUGGUACCCAGCGCUCCCUCAGUGUCGGACCCGUCUGCUGGCCCCAAAGCCGCACCGUCCUUCCUUCAGAACUCCACCGCGGUACAGAACGAGCUCCAAGACCAGCUCGCGCAGAUGGCCGCCCAGCUCAGGCGAAACGCGCAGCACUUCUCGUCCCGUCUAGCGGAGGACAAGGCGCUCGUGGACGACGUAUCGGAGAAGCUCGAUCGGAACUUCGACGUGAUGACGAAGGAGAGAGUGCGGCUGCGUGACAGGAGGGUUGCGGCGAGGGGGAAUACGUGGCUGGUGGUGUGCGGGGUUAUUGGGGUGCUGCUCGCGUUCAUUGUGAUGGUGUUCAUCAUACGGGUGACGUGA
Messenger RNA from Punctularia strigosozonata HHB-11173 SS5, 957 nucleotides. RefSeq lists its product as uncharacterized. The coding region runs from base 1 to 957 and encodes 318 amino acids. Gene Ontology annotation, biological process: retrograde vesicle-mediated transport, Golgi to endoplasmic reticulum. The record is from RefSeq and is a predicted model, not a curated record. Gene Ontology annotation, cellular component: endoplasmic reticulum; SNARE complex. Gene Ontology annotation, molecular function: SNAP receptor activity. Lineage: Eukaryota; Fungi; Basidiomycota; Agaricomycetes; Corticiales; Punctulariaceae. The transcript is spliced from 3 exons.